UAGGGACCCCAAGUGAGAGUAUUUCAGAACAGUGAAACUUAAGGACGACGCGGUGCCUGUGCUCUUCGAACGUUCCAGAAAAACCCCAAAUCAGUUCUCUUCUGCUUCGGGGCACGACUGAGGAGCGUGCAAACUGCCGGAGGAACGCCGACGCACCGCCGUCUUGGUCGCCGCCGGCUGAGUGACUCAAGCCGUGUGAGAAUCGAGUCGAAGAGCAUAGCGAAAUCGGCAUUGAGAUACAAAAAUGCCAAAAGUAAAGACCAACCGUGUUAAAUACCCAGAGGGUUGGGAAUUAAUUGAGCCUACAAUCCGUGAACUUCAAGCAAAGAUGAGGGAAGCUGAGAAUGAUCCACAUGAUGGCAAAAGAAAAUGUGAGACAUUAUGGCCUAUAUUUAAGAUUGCACACCAAAAGAGCCGCUACAUAUUUGACCUCUACCAUCGGAGGAAGGAAAUUUCUAAAGAAUUGUAUGAAUUCUGUUUAGACCAAGGAUAUGCUGACCGCAAUCUAAUUGCAAAAUGGAAGAAGCCUGGUUAUGAACGUCUAUGCUGCUUGAGGUGCAUGCAGCCACGCGAUCACAAUUUUGCCACCACUUGUGUUUGCAGAGUACCCAAGCAACUUAGGGAAGAGAAGGUUAUAGAGUGUGUUCAUUGUGGUUGCAAGGGCUGUGCGAGUGGGGACUGAUUGGACAUCAAUUCUAGUAUUAGUUCAGAGGAGGUUUUGUCAAAAUUAUUGUUUCUGCUUUUAGCUUUCUGUUGCCUGCAAUCCUCACGGUGCUCAAGUUCUCCAGGCUGUAAUACUAUGUACUAAUUUCAUGAGGGCUAUACAUUGGGAAUAUUAGCUAUUUAUUAUCUGGAUAGUUCAAAACCUGAAUGGAGUUUUGUAAUUUCACAUCGCUGACAUGGUGUACUUUUGCUCGAUACUUUACGGCUUGAACAGUUCACUUAGAAUUAUCGAAAAAUGGUUAAUAUAAUUUUUUAAUG
Gastrolobium bilobum is the source of this 981-nucleotide messenger RNA. RefSeq names its product protein BUD31 homolog 2. Gene Ontology annotation, cellular component: spliceosomal complex; nucleus. Gene Ontology annotation, biological process: mRNA splicing, via spliceosome. The record is from RefSeq and is a predicted model, not a curated record. The coding region runs from base 245 to 682 and encodes 145 amino acids. The transcript is spliced from 5 exons. NCBI's taxonomy places the organism in Eukaryota, Viridiplantae, Streptophyta, Magnoliopsida, Fabales, Fabaceae.